GCGUUACAGAUUUAGAUAAUGGCUUUCCAGUUGGAUGAUCUGUUGAAAGACGACAAAAAGGACGCGAAUUUGAUUCCCGAUUUGAGCAAAGCGACUUGCAACUCUCGCGAGGAGUUUCAGCGACUCAAGGAAUACUGUCCGGAAUUUAAAAUCAAACCGGAAAAGGUGAAAAGAGAAGACACGAAAGUCCGCGACAAAGAGUUUUCCAAGAAAGCAACCAAGAAAGAGCUCGAAGCUAUCAACAGAGAAUGGGCUUACGGGAAUCCGGUUCCGCCGGACAUGAGAGGAUUGGAUUUGCAGGCGUUGCAACAAGUCGCCAUCGAUUGGCGAAUGUUGACUCCCAUCAGACCGAAACUUCGUCAGGAUGAAGAAAUGUUCUCGAGAUUGGUGGAAAUGGGCAAAUUGGAAAGGAAAACCAUAAUGAAAGAACGACGUUCACCGAUAAGCCCGAUUAGACGGAGCAAGAAUCGCGCGCAAGAAAUCGAAAGCAGCGUGAAGACGUGCAAAGAGUGCGGCGAGGAAUAUUGCUUCGGCGAGUUCUGCGGAGACGUGCUUUACGAUUCGUACGAGAGAGUGACGGUUGCCAUUCAGCAACCGAAAAUCAAAGUGUCAGCCGAUACCGAAGCGAUAAUCGCGAAUAUGGAUCGUAAGAAGAAGAAAAAGAAGAAGGUGGGAAAGAAGAGGAUCAAGAUCAAAACGUCUAGAAAAUCCGCGAGACUGCUGGUCAACAGCAAGACGAGAAGAUCGAUAACGGAUCUUGAAGCUAAGAAUGUGAAAGCGAAAGAUAACGCGGGAGGACAAAGUGAGAAGCCGGUGAAACAAUUCAAAAGAAAAUGUAGCAAGUACGCGAAGAAAGGCCAUUUGCGCAAGUAAUGUUAUAAUCACGGUUGAAGAACUCUCGUGGGAAAUUUGUAAAAAUUGCACGUGCUAUAAAAAAAAAAAGUACAUUAUAUAUGCAUACAUAUCUAGACGUAUGUACCUUGCUUUUGCGUAAAAUUAUUAUCGGAAGAUAUAUAUAUAUAAGCAGUUAUUCGUAACUUAUGUAUUACAAUAUAUGAGGAAAAAAAUUACUUAAGUUUAAAAAAACAUAUAAAUCUUUGCAAACGUGUAUAAGUUUAAAAACGUAUAAAUCUUCGAUAAUUUACUUAUCUUUCGAGAGAUAUAUACUUGGAUAAAUCAUUAUAAAUAUAAAUAGCUUAAGAGAGAGAGAACGUACAAACAAUUUAUAUUUCCGAUAUAAUAUAAAAUUAUAAUAACAACAAAAUCGAAACGCUCGACGAAUAAAAAAAAAAGAAUUUCCUAAAUUCUUUACGUGAACAUUGUAUUAUUCGUUUAUACUCUGUGGUCUCUCGAUGUGACAAAGUCGUUAAAAACUAUCGAAAAACGCACGGGAAGAAAAAAAUACAUUUCUCUUUGAACGACAAACGAGUUUGUACCAAACACAAGUGUGUAUGUACAUAUGUAAAAAAAAAGUUGGACGCAGUAAAUGCUCUCACACAAUUAAAUGCUGGAAAAAUAUAACUUUUAUUCAGUUUAUCUGUCUUCUUCUUUUCUGUCUCUUUCUACACCUUGUCUUACAAGAGACUUGCCUCUCCGCACAAAUUGUUCUCCGCAAAUAUCACAACCAAAAAGCAUUUUUCUGCGAGAAAUUUUCUGUUCUCCGAGCGAGACGAGUGGGAAAAUAGUAAAUAUUUACGUAUUGUACAUAUUUUCUCUUGUAUGUCACAAAUAUAUAUAUGUGUAUAUAUAUAUAUAUAUAUGAAUAUAUAUAUAUAUAUAUAUAUGUGUAGAAUAUCUCUCACACAUAUAUGCGCAGAAUACAAUUUAAAUUCGCGAAGAAGCGCGCAAUUUGCAGAAACAGAAUAUUUCUCGUCACUUAUAUCUUUUUCCGCAUUGGUUUCGAACGUUCGUAUCUCCGUUCGUAUAUUCUCUUGGUUUUCUCUUAAAAUUAACGUUUACGAUUAAGCUCUAACAAUAAAAUUUUAAGUUAAUCGGAAUACACGCAUUUUACACGUAUAUAAUAUAUAUAUAUAUAUGUUGUUGUAUAUAAUAAUAAUAAUAAUAUAAGUUAUUUUAUAAUAUAUCGUGAAUUGUUCUUCUUUAAUAUUAAUUUGUCACACGCUUUUGUGGUCGCAACAACCCUUUAGUGAAUAAAAUAAAUUAUACAUACAUAUGUAUCACCUAUAUAUAUAAUCAAUGUAUAUCUAUACUUUCGCGACAUCGUGCUGUGUCGCGCUCUUCGUCUCCUUAUCUUAUCUUUACGUUACCGUUCGAUAUUUCGAAUGCGAUCAGAGUCCUCGUGUGCGUUGUACAGUAAAAAAAAAAAAAAAAA
Molecule: messenger RNA, 2332 nt
Organism: Pseudomyrmex gracilis
Lineage: Eukaryota; Metazoa; Arthropoda; Insecta; Hymenoptera; Formicidae
Exons: 3
Coding region: 19-873 (284 amino acids)
Source: RefSeq, a predicted model, not a curated record